Messenger RNA from Besnoitia besnoiti, 1728 nucleotides. RefSeq lists its product as uncharacterized. The record is from RefSeq and is a predicted model, not a curated record. The coding region runs from base 1 to 1728 and encodes 575 amino acids. Lineage: Eukaryota; Apicomplexa; Conoidasida; Eucoccidiorida; Sarcocystidae. The transcript has a single exon.
AUGUCUUUCGCCCAUCUGUUCCUUUCAUUUCUUCUACUUGGCCGUUUGCACGCUGCCAGUGCAAGCAAUGAAUCUCACCAAAUUGCUACUGACAUCGUGGUUGGGCCGGGGGCCGAGGGCGUCGUGGACGAGAUUGCGAAAACCACAGAUGCCCGCGAUCUGACAGAGCUGUUGGCACAUACGGGAGACCCUGCUGACGGCGAGCAAGAUGCGGAGCAGCUAUACCUUCCACCGGCAGCAGUGGAGGCGGAUGCCGCUUCCGCGAAUGACGAGCAUACUAGGGCCGAAGAUCUUUCUUCUCAGGCGACUGCCUUAGCUACCCGAAAACGAGCGACACAUGUAGCCGUAGAGAAGAGAAGCCAAGCCUGGCGAAGGCGGUCCAAGGUGUUUGCGAGGUCUGUCCUGCUGUUUGUUGCUUUGCUGGGUGGCAUUUAUGUGUUUCGCAGGGGGGCACGGACUCAAAUGUCGCUGUCAACUGAUGUGGUGGGUGUCCGCCAUGAUGUGGGUGCCCCCCUGGAUGUGAGUGUCCCCCCGGAUGUGGGUGUGCCCCCGGAAAAGCCACCUCAGGCUGAUCCACAGCCUCCGGGGAAAGACCUAACACCUGUCCUUCCGACUGCUGCCGCGGCUGAGGCCAUUGAUUUCCAUCAUGAAAGCCUGCCCGUGGAGCAGCAGCCAGACGAGCGAGCUGCGCGUCGGAUACCUUUGAAAAAAAUGCUCUUGGGUGCCGCCUUUGCGGCGACCGUUGCCGUUCUUGCCUACGGGGCCGCCUUUUGCAUCUCUUCCAGAGUUGACACCACGCAUGGGCCACACUACUCAAAUGAGAGCGAACCUUCUAGCGGCGCAACGCACGCUGCCGAGCCAACUCCAGAAUCGCCCCUAAGAGGCGGCUCAGAGGGCCUCUCAAUGAAGAAUGUUGCAAAGUUCAUUAUUGAGCGUGGAAGGGAACCCCAUAUGAUUCCGCGGGCGGUCAAGGAUCUGCAGCCCGAGGCCCCUGCGGGUGCUAUGUACGGUGUAGGAACCCCAAGCCCCGAGUUUUGGCCAUUAACGGGGGUCCCGAGCUGGCUGCUGUGGGGGUCAGGUUUUACUUUACUGGUGGUCACCGUUCGGUGCGUAGCGGCGGUUAUCGCUGCUCUGAAAACACUGCGGUCAACACAGGGCAAGCUGCGCGAGCUCGAAACGCGUCGCACUGCGGCGGGACAGCAGUUUCGCGAACUCAAGGAAGCUCAGCGUGUGCUCGAGCAUGUGCGAGCUGAUCUGAUACGAGCUCUUGUCGCCUCGGCGGUGGACUUUGGUGAUAAACUGGAGAACGAGAUCGGUGCUCUAACGGCAGACCGCAAGCAGCUAGAGAGCAACCUGAUGACGUUCCAGAGCCGAUUGAGGGAAGCAGAAAAACAGAGAGUGCGAGAGAGGAAACAGGGGGAGCAGACUGGUGGAGGGGAGAAGGGGCAGGGUGUCGGGGAGCGGGCGGCUCCAACACGCAACGGUGAAGGACGUCCGGAGCAGCGUGAUCGUAUCCAAGCACUAGCGACUCACUUGCAGCAGCUGCAGCAGGAGUCGGCGACGCUUGCAUGGGAGGAAAGGGAGGUACGUGCAAGAAGCGUAAAGCUUGAUGACGAGCUCGCUGCCACGAAGCAACAGGUAAGCCAGAAAAACACGGAACGUGAGGGUACCCCUCGGGACCAGGAUGCACUGCGAGCUCGCGCAGAAUCAGCACGCAAACGGCGGUGA